This is a messenger RNA of Sclerotinia trifoliorum, 3327 nucleotides long. The record is from the annotation of a GenBank genome assembly. NCBI's taxonomy places the organism in Eukaryota, Fungi, Ascomycota, Leotiomycetes, Helotiales, Sclerotiniaceae.
CGUAAUUAUAAUCACUUUCGACCUCAACAUGGAAAAAGAUAAGAUUGCAUGUCUUAUCUACCCCAUAAGUUAUGAGCAUCUCUACCAAAUAGGUGUAAAUUCUUCCCAAAAGACUCCAUUGCCCCCCUCUAGAGUUUAUCACGCAACUUCUUUGGUUGAUGGCAAUUGCCAACGGUAGAGAGUGGAUAGGGAGACUGGUCUCUAUCUUGAUAGAAUGGCGAUUUAUAUACCGAGCCCUGAUUCCAUGUAUUUUGAAAAUGGCUCGCUCGUCUUUUAUCCUACUCCUAGCGCUAACGUGAUACUAUCUCGUGCUGCUGGAAUCUCCAGCAGGCUACCGCUACGAUGUCUUCCCAGAUACCUGGUGCUCAAUUCGACAACGAAAGUUAUAAGAAUGAUGAUCAAACUUCAGAAUCGAAAAGAGGAAUAGAUGAUACAAUUGACCCCUACAUAGCUAAUCUCGAGGGAGAAGGAAUCGAAAGUGAAAAACGGAGGCUUCGGGAGAAAGUCGAGGCUGUUGAACUUAUUCCUACCGAGGCUUUUCGUUGGAAUGUUGACGGUGAUCAAUCUCCUUGUGAGUUCUCCAUAGCUGUAACAUGUGGUUUACAGUCUACUGACUUGAUUCAUUUAGUUCCCGAGGUCGCCGCUUGUGUGCCGAAUACAGAUGAUCCAAGUAUUCCUUGUAGUAGUAAGUUGGAGCUGUGCUACUUUACAAUAUUUGUUCUCGUUGUUCUAACUGUGUAGCUUUUCGUGCUUGGUUUCUCACUACCGUCUUUGUCAUCGUCUUCGCUGGUGCUAAUCAGUUUUUUUCCUUACGAUACGUAUGUGAAUCUUCCUCUACUUAUCAUAUACUUCUCACCAUACUGACCUACGAUAGCCUUCUCUUAGCAUUGGAUACGUCGUGGCGCAAUUGUUAGUCUUUCCUAUUGGACGAGCAUGGGAGAAAUUACCUCGAUGGAGACUGCCACUCGGUCCACUAUCCUUCGAUAUCAAUCCAGGACCAUUUUCCAUAAAAGAGCACGCCUUGAUUGUCAUUGUAAGUUUUCUAGACAUCAUAUUUCCGGUCUGUCUUUUCUUCACAGGAAACUAAUAAUCAUAAAGUGUGUGAAUAUUAGUGCAAGCGCUGCUUAUGCUAGCGGAGCCUUGGUAGCAAUCAUCAGUCCUGUGUACUGGAAGCAUGAUAACGGCGCGGGUUUCUCCUUCUUGUUUCUCCUAACAACGCAAAUGCUCGGAUUUGGUCUAGCAGGUCUUGCCCGCAGAUGGCUCGUCUACCCUGCUGCUCUCAUUUGGCCUUCCUCGUUAGCAUCGACUGUUCUUUUCCGAACUUUACAUGAACCACAGGAGCACUUCUCGGCCAAUGGUUGGUCUAUUUCUCGAUAUCGAUUCUUCUCCUACUUUACCAUCAUUGCCUUUGUUAUUUUUUGGUUUCCGGAUUAUCUGUGGACUAGUUUGAGUACAUUCGCUUUUAUCACUUGGAUAGUUCCAAAGAAUCAAGUCGUUAAUACUAUUUUUGGUAUGAAUUCCGGUCUCGGUCUACUACCAAUUAGUUUCGACUGGACCCAGAUUACAUAUGCUGGUACUCCUCUGACAACACCUUUUUACAUCACUUGCAAUGCGUUCGCUGUGGUUGUGAUUUUCUAUCUAUUUCUAUCGCCCAUUUUAUAUUAUAGCAAUGUUUGGAAUAGCGGAUAGUAAGUUUUCAUAUCACAUAUUUCCACUUAACCCACAAUUAACGAAAACAGUCUCCCACUACUUUCCUCAGGCACUUUCGACAACACUGGUAAAGCUUACAACAUCUCCCGCGUCAUGGAUGAGAAUCUUGACUUUGUUUUGAGCAAAUAUGAAGAAUACUCUCCAAUGUACAUCUCCAUGUCGUACAGCUUGACCUACGCUCUAUCCUUCGCUGCUGUCACUGCAAUAGUAUUCCAUACCUACCUCUACAACGGUAAAGAAAUCUGGGCCAAGUUCAAAAAUUCCCGGUCAGGCGGUGAAGAUAUCCACAAAAGGCUCAUGAACAGCUACAAGGAAGUACCGGAUUGGUGGUACGCCGUCCUCAGUCUCGUCGUAAUCGGCCUCGGUAUCUUCACAGUCCGAUACUGGGAGUCCGGUCUACCAGUCUGGGGUUUCAUUGUCGUCUGUUGCGGCAUGGGUAUCACUCUCAUCGUACCCGAGGGAAUUCUCGAAGGCACAACCAACCAGCGCAUCUUUCUUAAUAUCAUCGCCGAGCUAAUAGCAGGAUAUGCAUGGCCUGGUAAACCUAUCGCGAACAUGAUGGUUAAAUGCUAUGGAUACAAUUCCGUUAAACACGGUAUGGAUUUCGCUCAAGACCUCAAACUAGGUCAAUACAUGAAAGUUCCCCCCAGAGUUCUUUUCGUCGGACAAAUCUAUGCAUCUGUGCUAGCAACAGCGACGCAGACGGGUGUAUUGAGAUGGAUGAUGGGACAUAUUCCAAAUCUGUGCAAUCCAAAAAAUACACAAAGAUUUACUUGUGCGGGAAGUAAGGUGGUCUAUAAUACUUCGCUAAUCUGGGGUGCUAUCGGACCUCAGAGGAUGUUCCAGGCGGGAGAGACAUACAAUAGCAUUAUGUAUUUCUUCCUCAUUGGCCCGAUUGUUACGCUUAUUGUUUACUACAUCUAUCGCAAGUAUCCGAAUAGUUGGGUUCGGUAUAUUAAUGUCCCUGUCUUUUUUAACGCGGCUGGAAAUAUUCCUCCGGCAAAUACUACACAGUAUUCGCUGUGGUUUAUAUUUGGAUUUUUGUUCAAUUUCUGGAUAAGAAAACGCGCUUUUGCGUGGUGGAAACGUUAUAAUUGUAUGUACAUUCCUUAUUCUUAAUCUCUGCCCUCAACCCUCACCCCUUACCGCAAACUUGAAUUAUUCACAUCUAACACGCACUCCCAUCUAGAUCUCCUCCAAGCAGCCAUGGAUACCGGAACAGCACUUGCAACCAUCAUAAUAUUCUUCGCUCUCACAUACAAUAAUAUAACACUUACCUGGUGGGGAAAUACCGUGGGUUCAAACACCGACGAUGCGAAUUCUGUACCGUAUUUGAAAGUUGCUGCUGGUGAGCACUUUGGGAAAGGUCCGGGCCAGUUUUGAUAGAGGUAGCAAAGAUGCUUGAGUGAUGCGGAAUUUAUUUGGGCUUUGGGUUCUUGGUGAUAUGUAUGUGUUGUCUUUCAGAGGCUUCCGAUAUUCAAUUAGAGAAUACAACAUUUGGAAGUGCAAUAGCGGAAGAGCAUAAAAAUUUCCCCGGAUCCUUUGUAUAUGAGGAUUUAUAGACUUAAUGCAAAUAUAGACACAAAAUCGUUAUGAAGACCUCGAUAAAUCUUUGCA